UGGCCACAGCACAGCAACGACCAACAACAGCCGUCGUUGUUAAGUCGUUGGUCUCGUUGCCGAUGGCUGGUCCAAGAUUUCUUGCCUGCGAAAAGAAAGCAACAUUGCCGAGACUCUCAGUUCUUCAACGACUGCUGAACGAGGCAAUACAUUACGAAACGUCGGCGGAAACGGAUAAGAAAGAAAAAACCAAAACAGUAGAGUGUGCGAAUGAGUGCUGCUGCUGGUAAUGGUAGACCACAAACAACGGUGGCUGUGUUCCGUGUUUUAUUUUAAAGAGAGAGAAAGAGCAACAAAUGUGUGAAUGUGUUUUGUUUUUUAUUUUUCAAACGGGGAAAAAUAAAUAAAAAUUGCAAUUUAAAAAGGAAAAAUAAUAAAUAAAAUAAUUUAAAAUAAAACUAAGCAAGUUUGAGAAAAUUGUCAAAAGAAAAAAUAAAUAAGAAAAGAAAUUCUUAAAUAAAACAAAGUCUUGUAAAUCGUUGUGUCGGAGUGCAAAAAAAAAAAAACGGAAACAAGAACGAACGUGUCUUUUUUUGUUGUGGCUGCAUGCAAACAUUAGAGCUUGUCCCCCACCCCCCGCCAGUCCUCUGACCAUUUAUUGCAUGAAAAACAAAGUCUAAUGUCCGUUGUGUAAAAAAAAAGAAGAAGAAAAAUCAUGAAAACAAGUUUCCUUUUUUGAGUCAGAAGUGUGGAAAAGCCAAGAAGCCAGUCUGAGUGAUAUUUCUGGAGUUUUGACAAAACAAGAAGCAGAAAAAAGAAGGCUAAAAAUAAAUACAGAAAUAAAGGAGAAUAAAAAUAAAGAAGUAAAUAUUGUGUGUGUGUGUGUGUUCAGACUCCCAAAAAAAUUAAAAAGGAUAUUCCCCGGAUCCCCUCCACCCCUUUCACAUGGAUUUACAAUUCUAAAGUGGAUUACAAAAACAAUUUUGCUGGCGUUCUUUUUUCCCAACCAGGUUCACAGAAUCAAGGAAUAAAACUUUGCCGUUUACAUCGUAAAGAUUUAAAUAUUAAAAGAUCUUUAAAUUCAAAUACCCACAGUUUUUUUAAGAAUUGCAACAUGGCAACCCUUAACCCAGUCCACACAACUGUUCAGCAGUAUUUUUAAGCUAAAACACGAACCAUUGUUCUGUUACGGUUUGUAAGCCAUGUUUGGUCUCUUGAAUACCACACAAAUUUAUGGCAUUCAAACGCAACAACAACAUCAAGGACAUGAACAACAACAACAACAACAUUUUCCAAUAAGUUUUCAUCCAGAAUCAUCAGCAUCAUCCGAUACACCAACCCCCCAUAAUAAUCUAAGUUCAUCAAAUUCCAAAGGACAUCGUCGCACUGGCUCUUCCAUAUCCGAUUCCGGAAGUUCAACAAAUAAAUUUUUCUCCAACAUAACCUCAAAAAGUCCCACAAAUUUUCUGGAGAAAUUUCUUAAAUCCGAUCUGCUCAAUACCUAUGAUACAUUGAAAAAUUAUCGCAACAGUUUUCCGAGUCAGCCCAAUAAGAGGUACUCCGAUCCAGGUCAACAUCAUCAGGAGAAUUCGGGGCAGGAGGGAUUUAGUUUUAAUUGUCUGCACGGCAGCUAUAGGCAUAGUUUUGAUGGUGAGUUCUAUGAGAAGACAGAGGUGAGGAACAGCAACAACAACAAGAAAAAAUCACAAUCUGAAGAAACCACCAGCUCCAGUACUCGUUCGUCGGCAACAACAAAAUCCAGUGAAAUGACUAUUAAAUGUUCGAAAAAUCUCUUGGCUGUUGAACCUGAGGUCCAAGGACCUGCCACCCUGCAAAAUUAUCAAAAAAUUCCCGAAAGUGAACAUGAUUUGUUGGUAGAUUCGCUACUGGUUGCCUCGAGUGGUGCUAGUUCAGGGGAAUUUAAUAGCAGCAGUGAUGCCACAACACAAAGUUCCAGUGGCGGCAGCGGAGGAGGAGGAGGAAAUGGCAGUUCCUCGUUCUCCUCAUCAUCGUCGAAUCUAUACAAACGCCUGUCGUUUGGUGGUAUGCGGAAUUCCCAGAAGCAGCAGGAUAAGAAUAGUGAAAAUUCGUCAUCACAACGGCAGCAGGAAGAGGGGGUUACCGACAAUUCCCCCAUUACCUUGAAUCUGAUACCCAGCCUCAAAGUAAUCGAUUUGCAUCGUUCAUCAUCAUCGAACUCCUCAUCGGGUGAUUGUCUCUCGAAGAGAGAUCGUAAAAAGGGAGCCAUGACACCCCAGCCGCAAAAGACUCCCCUUUCUCAGCUAUUGUCCUCGCCCACAACGCCCGCACCAAACGCCGCCCAGAUCUCAACGCCCAUAUCCGCCCAAGAAAAAGCCCAAAAGCGGAAGCUAUUGCAAAUGCUCGCCCAAAGUGAACAGCAAAACAAAUUGCUUCAACGUGAAUUAGCCAAAGAAAAACGCAGACGUUCCGAGGAGCUGGCCUGUGUGGUGAAGUCCCUGCUCUGUUUCGAAUCGAAACUCAAAAAUGACAUGAAAACCGUAAACCAACGACUUUCAACGAAGGAUGUGGAAAUUUGUCGUUUGGUAAGGCAAAAUCGAGCUCUGCGCAAAAGGCUAUGUCGCCUUAAGGCUGAGGCCAAGGAAUGCACUCGCGAUGAGGGUGUCGUGGAGGAUGAUGAGCUGGAAAAUGAAUUGGAAAAUAAAAACACCGAAGAUUUACUCGAUGACGAGGAAGACUGUCUAGUUAUGGAAGCCUUACAAUGCAUCAAUUGCCGUAGGCAAUUCUAUGAUAUUGAGGUACAAGAGACCGGUACACAGACCACACUGACCCAGGCACUGGGAACGGCCGGAACAGGCCUUAGUGGAAAUCUCAAGGAUAUUGGUGGCAAGAGAAAUAAUGAUGAUCCCACAACUGAACACGGCUCUUCGAGUGAUGAUACCGUUUCGUCAUCGUUCUUUGGAGCCCGACGCAGUGUACGCUACACAAGCAAACGAACCUCUGGCACAUUUCGUGAUUACAUGCGUUCGCGUGCCAUGAACAUUGACGAUCCCGCACUUGAAGCCGGCGACAAUUCCGAGGAGUAUCCCAGUACCAUUAGUCGUGACGAUUCACGUGAGAACAUCUACUCACGGGCGAUGGAACGUAUGCAUGGUGUCAAGUGUAUGGAAAGUGAACGAGACUCGGAACACAGUGGCCUGGAGACCACAUCCACAUCGUCGAUUACCCGUUCCAAUUCGCGGGCCAGUACAAAAAGUUCCAAAUCUUCGUCGAGUAAAUCGAGUGACAUGAGUUGUGGCAAUGCCAUGAUGGCAGCCAUGGAAGAAGAUGAUGGUAUAUUCUCUCCCACACAAGAUGAAGAUUUCGAGGAGGAGGACACCGGCUCCAGGCAUCGGAGGGAAGAUGGGGGUGUUUUGAAAAUUGUCAGGGGUCGGGCUUUGGAGGCAUUUUCGGAAGCCUCACCCAAACAGAUUUAUGAGACGUCGACGGAUGACUGGUAUGCCAGUGCCUCGGAUCAGGAGGAAAUGUCAAAUACCGGUGGAGUGAACUCCUCCAAAUCCUAUGGCCAGGGAGCUGUGAACCCGGUGCUGGAGUGUGUCAAUCAAAUUUUGUUGCAACAAUCCAUGGAGGGCAUUGAUGAUCGAUCUCAAACACCUAAGAAUUCAGUGGCCGCUUCAUCGACGACGACAACAACCCUACCUAGACGUAGCUCCCUAAGUGAUCGUAGAAAUAAUCGUAGCAAUAGUAGAUGUAGUAAUGAGGGUGCUGGCGCCUCAUCCGGCGGUGGUUCGCGCAAUGGUACCCUGAAUCGAAAACGUGUUCACUUCUCCACCAAAAACAGUAUGGUCCAUGUGCCGCGCAAUGAUGAAACCGAGGAGGAGGAGGAGGGUGAAGAGGAUGGGGCCAGUGCCAAGACCCGUAAUAUGAUCUCAAAUUAUCAGGUGACAGCCAUGGCUGCCGAAAGCAGCAGCUCAGCAGGAACAACAACAACCACAACCUAUAUGGCCCAUUCUCCGGCAGUAAGUAAUGGCGGUGCCGGGGCUGAGGUUUUCAACUAUGAAAGUAUUUACAGCAAUGAAUAUGAGCCGAUUGGUUCGGAAAUGAAUUCCUCGAACUUAUAUGUAGACAUGGAAUCCAGCCCUGGACCGGGUGGCAGCAAACAGGAGGCCUUGACCUUGAGAAGUAACAAAUUGCCGCCAGCCUUGCCACCAAAACCGGCAAAUCUUUUGAAAUUUAAAAAAUCCCUACAACAAUUGGACGAGUCGCCCGAUGAAGCCCAUGAGGAGGGUGAGACCCUGGUAGAGCCGGAUUAUUGUUCAAUUUCCGAGGUGAAUGUGGGCAUAACAAGUGUUCAAAUCAGGGCCGAUAUUCACAGGGCUCCCCUCUCGGAUAGAGACCUGGAGUCUGUGGUGGAAAAUGACCAAGACUUGGAUAACGCCACUGUGGUCUCGGAGGCCAACUCCCAGAAGACUGAAGAAAUUGAAGAGAUUUUUGCCGACAUACCAAAGUUACCGAAUGUGGCUGCCAUUAUUGCUCCGAAAUCGGCGCUGAAACAGAACAGUGAAUAUCUCACCAUGACACCGCGUACGGAAAAGGUUCCGCUGGGUAUUAUGGCCCUGACACCGGCCACAAGUACGCCCAACUCCAGCCUUAUUAUGGCCAGCGUCAAGAAACCAGAUCGUUCUGCCUUGAAAUUGAAUUUGAAUAGCAGCAAUAAUUCCUUUGCGACGGGCGGCUUAAAGACCGCCCCCUCCGCCCUGAGGCCCCAAUUAAGUUCCGCGAAUUAUCAGCAGCAAUAUAAACGGAAACAUAUGCCAAAUAUUCUACAGGAGAUCAAUAAACGUAUGAGCUUGCCAAAUUCCCCCAUAACCCCCACACCGCCCUCCUCAGCGGGCACGACAAUUUUCAAUAAAAGUGCCACAAUGCCGUUUGGAAAGUCCCUAAACUCCAGUCCCUUGGAGGCCUCAGAAUCUCUACACAGUCUACCGCUACAAGCGGAAUUUGAUUGGUACAAUCUGGAUGCGGAAUAUGGUAAAAAUUCCCAAACCGACCACAGCAAAGUGGGAGGAGGCGGCGGGGAUGGUGUUGCCAUGUCCUCAUCCCUGCUGGCCGAUAUCAAAGAGGAUGGUGAGAGUUUGAUAACCACUGCCGAUGAAUAUAAUCUGGAUGAGGAGUAUUCGGAUGAAUCAAUGCCACCGGAAAAGGAACAGGAUGCUGGCCAACUCAAUGAGGCCAUAAACCCCGUGGUCAUUAAUCAAAAUCAUGCCAAGGCGAAAAAAAUCAAAAAGAAUUUGGCCAAUUUUGAGAAAUUUAUUGAAACCGCCGGCGUCGGCAUCGGCAUCGGCCAAAAACCAUUGCCCACAAAACGGAAAAUCUAUUUUGCCGGGCCAUUUGUGUGAUAUGUAAAACAAAAAGGAAGUUAAAUUAAAUUUGGAAAAAUAAGAAGAAAAAAAUUAAAAAAAGAAAAAGUUUUAAACUUUUUUAAAAUUUAAUAAAAAAUUAUGAAAAUAUGUGGAAAUUGUAAAAACAACAAUAGAAAUUGUAAAAAUAUAAUUAUUGAAAUACUAAAAAAGAAUUCAUAAAUUAAAAAAAAAAACAAAUAUUUAAUAUAAAAUUAUAUAAUAACAACAAUAUAAUAUUAAAAAAAAAUAAAAAUUGUAUAAAAAAUCUGAA
This is a messenger RNA of Musca domestica (house fly), 5592 nucleotides long. RefSeq lists its product as uncharacterized. Lineage: Eukaryota; Metazoa; Arthropoda; Insecta; Diptera; Muscidae. The record is from RefSeq and is a predicted model, not a curated record. Bases 1143 to 5318 code for a protein of 1391 amino acids. The transcript has 5 exons.